Messenger RNA from Oncorhynchus mykiss (rainbow trout), 1582 nucleotides. The record is from RefSeq and is a predicted model, not a curated record. Lineage: Eukaryota; Metazoa; Chordata; Actinopteri; Salmoniformes; Salmonidae.
GUGAAAGGGAAAGUAUCAGCUGCGUGAGGCUACUGCAAGAGUAGUGGACAUUUCUGAAUCAUGUGCAAACUGUCUGUCUUUUUGAUUGUUCUUUCCUUUUACACCAUUGUCAACGCAGAUCCAGGAUCACAUUCUCUGUGGGCACUUGCAACAUACAUCAUCGGAGAGACGCCUUUCCCUGAGUUUACGGUUGUGGUGAUGUUGGAUGAUGUUCAAGUGGGUUACUAUGACUCCAACAUGAAACACUUAAUCUACAGUGGACUUCCAACUUACAAAAUACGUGAUGACGAAGCUCAGGACGGAGCUUAUGUAUUUGGAAUUAUAUACCAGAGCAUUAAAGAGAGAUCCUUUCAGCUAAAGCACCACUUAAAUCUCACAAGAGGUGUUCAAGUUCAGCAAAGAAUAGCUGGCUGUGAGAUGUUGAACAACGGUGAACUGAUGAUCAUGUCAAAGAAUACUUUCAAUGCAGUUUUUGUAGAUCAUGAAAUAUAUUACAACAUGACACAUUUUACAUACAAUUCUGGGAAACUACUACCAGAAUGGGAUGCGAUGAGGAGAGAAUAUCUUAAAACACUUUUUGGGAACGUUUUACUUCCCAUUUGCAUCAGAACACUGAAGACAAUCCUGAAGAGGGAGAAGAACGUUGUGAUGCGUAAAGUUCCUCCCAGACUCAGGUUGAUAAAGAAAGAGGUUUCUGGAGGGUUUCAGGUGAGCUGCCUGGCGUUUGGUUUCUACCCCCGCCACAUCAACCUGACCCUGCUGAGAGACGGCCAGCCAGUGGCAGAACAGGAGCUGACAGGGGGGGAGGUUCUGCCUAGUGGAGACGGGACCUACCAGCUGAGGAAGCGUCUGGAGGUCAGUACUGAGGAGCUAAAGAAGAGACACAACUACACCUGUACUGCCUCUCACCUCAGUCUGGACAACAAGCUGGAUGUCAGUUGGGAGUCUGGGGCAGAGAGAGUUCACCUAUCCACCCUCUCAGCUCUACUGGUGAUGCUGCUGGUUGUUAUUCUAUUGGGCAUUUUCAUUUGUGUCAAAAGGAGGAGACGCAGCGCAUCACAGGCAUUGGUCACAACUUGCAAACGUUGAUGCAAAAGUGGCGGAGGAAAUGAACCAUUCUUCAGAUUCUGCAACAUAAAGGGACAUGUCAUAAUUUACUGGGUGGAUGGAGGGGGUCCCAAAGGGAGGGUUGUCAAACUUCUUAUUUUUUGCUUUGGGGAGUUUUUUUUAUUGGGCACAGGGGAGUAUGCUCUAUCUGGUAAGAAACAAUGAAAGAAGCGCCAGUAAACUAAUUUUGUGUGGACUGUGCACUGUAUUACUCUAUUGUAUGGACUAGAAUUACGCACCUUUUUCAAACCAUGAACCUAGGAGAGAACAUGCAUUAACAUUCAGCCAACAAGAGCUUGCAUCAAUCCAGCUUCCAACAAUGUAUUACAGUUUUUUCCAACUGCUUACAGAGUGUGUGUUUUCAAAACUGUAUCCUUUUUAUCAAAACUCUACACACAAUUCCCAAAACUGCACACACAAAAUGCAAAAUGCCAUAAACACAUGUCAGAAUGAAGCAUUUGCAUCAAAUGGCAAA